AUGAUGAAAACAGGAGGAAGCUAUCUUCUUAAAAUGGCAGAAAUGGAUUUGAAAACAGCCACAUCCACGAUGGAAGCUUUGGUUCGCAUCAGUGUAAGUAUACCACAUGUCUGUUUGCAUGUCUUUUGCUGUCGAUACGUUUAUUUAAGAUACGAUUUAUUUCAAUAUGUGGAGAAAUAACGACCACAGUCUGUAUUUUUAAAAUGGAGAACCACGUUUACGGCACGUCUCCACCAUUUCUGUCGCCUUCAACCGGGCCUUCUCCUAUUUGUAAUGCUGCCAGAUUAAAAGGUGUAAUAUCAAAAUGUAAUGCCUGUAGUCUUAAUUUUUAAAAUAUCGGCUCCUUGUAGAGCAUCAAUGGCCGUUUGGUUAUUUUGCUUCGAUAUUGCUGGUGAUGCUCGGAUGUCUCGGUGCAACAGCUCAUGUUCAGUCUGAGAAGUGUAGACGCGCUCUUUCUCCAAUGACAGAUGAGUUUCUUUUUUUACAUCUUCUAAUGACAAAUCAGUUUGUGAUCACACUGAAAUGGCACGCUUCUUUUUUGGGGGGCUCACUGGAUGCUGGUUUCCAUGGAGACGAGAUGCAGGAAUGGGCUGCUGCAGAGGCACGGGAAGAAAAAAAUAGAGUGCAUGUGUGUGCGUGUGGUACUGCUGGCUGUAGAAUCGGCUGCUGAAGGGUUAAAAUGAUAUUUGCAGAGGUGCUUACUAAGGACCAUUGCAGACUGACUCGUGCUCAGGUUAUUGCACUUGCACGCGCCUUCUAGGAUUCGCAUCUUCACACCACAGCCUCACACGCAGACCCCAUCUUACCGGCGUGAGGGUCUCUUUGCUCGCGAUGGAAAAAUUGCCCGAAGCCCCUCCCCUCUUCUCGAGAGCCUCUUGAUGCAGGAAAUAUAGCUCCACGUAGCCUGCUGCUGCUGCUGCUGCUGCCAUGGCGCCUAGAUUCCAGGUGAAGGUAAGGAUGCGCUGUCGCAUCGCUUGUUUUACGCCUUCACCACGCCGGGCACAGUAUAAGCAGUGCGCAUAAUCCAUGAGAAAUGGUUACAUUAGGGCUACUUUUCAUUGUGGUGAAUACAGUCUGCUGGUAACCUCAGAUUACAAAGGGCUAUAUUGCUGCACGAGGAGAGGAAGGCAGGCCAUUGCAGGAGUUGACAUUGGGGAAUGACAGAGAGAGGGGGACAGGGGGAGAAAGUAGGUUAUAUGAAGUAAUCCAAUUAUUUUAGUAUUAUGCUCCAAUCUGGGUCUGGUUAAUUUUUCCUCCAGCAGCCUCUCUCUGUCCCUUUUGGGCGGCAUGCCUGUGGCUGUGCCACAUUGUCUGACUGGAUAUGAUAUCAUCCAGCUAUUUAGCACUAUGUGAAUUCUUAGGCCUAUGAAAAUCAAGUAUAGAUGCAGGAAUCCAAUGUAUCUGAUCACAUAAGACACAUGCAGAUUCAGUGACUUAGAUGCUCUUUGUAUUGUGCUGUGAUAAACUGCCCUGUUGCUGCAUCUCAGCAUAUCACAGUGACAAAAAUCCCAAAAGCCCUGAUGCAGCAUGGCCUGUCAGUUAGUCUGGUCCGUCUGUUUGUUUCAAGUUGACUCAUGGUGUCAGUGAUGUGGACACACUGCUGCUGAAACAGGUUGAGAUUGUGAGUCAAGGGCAUCCACGAAACAAAAAGAAAUCCUGACCAGCUGAUGUGCUGCACUCAUACAGGGUGGUGCAGGGAAAAGGAAGGAGAGACAGGUCUCUUCAAACAUGUCAUAAUUAAAGCGGCGUGGUGGACUGACUGCAGACGUGAAGUCACAGGUUUGUGCAACAGCCUGUGUGUCCUUUCAUGUCAAAUCUAUGACCUUGAGGAGGACUGAGCGUGCUAUCUGCUCCAGAGGGGCAGCUUACAUAGCCUGAAGGUACUAGAAAGAUUUACUUUUGCACUGCCUUAAAUACAAAGAAACAAAUCAGUAAUGGGUGAUAAAACUCAUUAUGAUCCACGAAAAACAAAUAUAACAACCUAAACAGUCUGGUUUGCACCUUUCCUCAGUAUCCUAUGUCCUCUUCCCUCCUACAUCAUGGCCUAGCAGGUCCUCAUGUAUACCUACUGCACAUGUUUAGGGAUGACUGCAAAAUAUAACUAAGUGUAACAAACUUGCCAACAGCCUGUAUGCACAUGAAGAGCUGCACCAUGAGACAUGCACUCUAUGCAGUGGUUAAAUAAUUUAUGUCUGCUCCAUAUCCAUAUUUAAUAAGAAUGAUGGCCUAAGUCGUGUGUCCGGCAGACUUCCCCUCUUAAAGACUGAAGCUCUAAUGUCUUUUUAAUGUGCCCACGGUAUACGUCAAAAACUGCUCAGUAGAGAAAAUGUACUACUUAGGAUGUUCAUUUUGAUUUACAAUUUAUACUCUGAGUAAAUAGUUUCAGAUUCGAAUCAAAAUGUUGCAAAUUUUGUCUUAAUUUAAAGCUAAAAAACAAGGAUAGUACUGGAACAUUCCUGGAAGUUCUAAAACGCUGUUUUUGUUUUGGUAUGAGAAGAUUAAAGUCAAAAUCUUUCUCUCUGACAGUCUAACAUGAAGAGCCUGGAGCGUGAGCUGCACUGUCCCGUGUGUAAGGACAUCGUCAAACAGCCUGUGGUCCUGCCAUGCCUGCACAGUGUCUGCCUCCUGUGUGCCUCCGAGGUUUUGGUUGCAAACGGUUACCCGCCUCCAGAGCUUCCCCCCGAGCCAAACUCCCCAGCCUCCACGCCCAAUAUGCGCUCACCCCGUCAGGCCCGCAGGCCAACACCUAAACACGAGCAGAGACCUAUUGACCGUGUGCUGCGGGCAGGUAUGAAGCAUCAUUUCAUAAAAAGCUCAUGCCCUGGAUGGAUUAAACCUUUUUCUAAGGCUUACCAGAGCCGUCUUUAGUUGAAUUCUUGAUUUAACAUGAUAGGUUUAUAGUUUUUCUUUAAGCAAACAGUUCCUAUCCUCUGCUCAUCUCUCUUCUUGGUUUAAGGUCCCCACCCGCCUUCCCCGUCCAUGCCCCGGUCUCCAGGAUAUGGGUCGUAUCCAGGGCGACGCCGCAAGGAAGGCCCACCUCUGGUGAUGUUGUUCCCCUGUGUCCCCUGCGGCAGAGAUGUGGAGCUGGGCGAGAAGGGCCUGACUGACUGUCUGCGCAACCUCACUUUAGAGCGUAUAGUGGAGAGGUAAGUGCGGCACAUACUCACACAUGAACAAACGCUCGACCAAAUGAAAUAAACCAUGCAGAGGUAGGUGCAAAUUCAAUUACACACAGUGAUACUGCCCUUCAGUGUUUAGUCGACUCUGACCUGAAAAACAGAAGGUGUGGGAACAUUUCCAGUUCAGAUGGUAAUUAUUCAGCAGCAGCUGAGCUGUUGAAGAAUCCUGCAGAGCGUGCACUGACACUGUAGCUGUCAUGGCUGACUGUGUGCUUGGUAUAGUAGCUACUUAAUCACCAAUUCAACACUUCUAAAUCUCCUAGUCUGAUCCUUUUGGGUUUCACUACAUUUUCUCUGGUGUUGGAAUGAAUUUGUCUUGUGUAGAAUCAAUCUUGAAGAAUAAUAUAGACGGGUUUCUUGUGUACAAACAAUACUAGGUGCGUGCGCAACCAUGGGGCAAAAGUCUGCUUCAGGGUGAACUGAUAUCAAUGAAGAUGCUGUAUUGUUGGCAAGUUCUCCCUGACACAAUUGCAAAAAAAUGUCAUUUCACAGAAAAAUCACUUUGUCUUUCAUUGCAUCAAAAUCAGAAAAACACUUGCUGAAAUAUCCAUGAAUUUGUUUCUAGUAUCAGGAGCAGGGUCGUAAUGUUUGCCGAUUGUUUGCUUUGCCGAUUCCUGCAGUUGACAGCACAACAGCUCCUUGUCAUUUUCUUUCUCCGUUAGUAAACAAAUAAGAAAUGUCCCGCUUUCUGCCCCAUGGCUGUGCGCGCAUACCUGCGAUGACGUUGCACAGAAACCCGUCUAUAUUUAGUCGGUAACUGUUGGCAGAUCUCUUUCGGUUGUUUUAUCAAUGACCAACAUUUUCUUUCUGUUUCUCUGUCCUCGGUGUUCUCCCUCCACACCUCCCACAGGUACAGGCACACAGUGAGCCUGGGCAGUGUGGCUGUCAUGUGUCAGUUCUGUAAGCCUCCUCAGGCUCUGGAGGCCACCAAAGGCUGCGCUGACUGCAGAUCCAAUUUCUGUAAUGAGUGUUUUAAGCUGUAUCACCCCUGGGGGACGCCACGGGCACAACAUGAACAUAUCCUGCCCACACUCAACUUCAGACCAAAGGUGAGACACUGGGACACAAAUACUCAAUUUAUAGAAUUAAAGCUCAUGUAAGGAGUUUUUUGGCAUUCAUGAAAGUGACUGUAAUUCAUCUGAAUGCCCUCUAAAUGACAGGUUGAGGUCAUUUGUCUUUAGCUGUAAAAGCUCUUGUCUCUUGUCCUCAGGUUCUGACUUGUCCAGAGCAUGACCAGGAAAAACUUCAGUUCUACUGUCGGACGUGUCAGCGCCUCCUCUGUCCUCUCUGCAAACUACGGCGCCUCCACACCGGACACAAAAUCCUGCCUGUGGCUCAGGCGUACCAGGCCCUGAAGGUAGUACUCAGAAUCUGACACAGUCCGGAUUGGAUUUCUUUAAAUGUCCAACACAAUGGACAGUUUUAAUUCACAGGGUACUCUAGAAAACGGACUCUCACUUUAAAUAUCUGCAACGUGGAGAAGAAAUUAAGACUUAAUUUAGAUUUUAAGGUGAUACCCUGAUCUAUGCAUGUUUGUCAUUGCUGCUUUUACAUUAUCUUUAUAACAUGAGAUUCAGUCAUCGGUAUACAUGCUUGUUGUUUAAUUAUUGUGACUUUGCUUUAUAGUUUCAUAUACCACACAGAAGCUGUCACAUAAAUAAGUGCAUAUUUCCAAAUAUCAAAGAGUGUCUUUUAAUAUCCGAGAAAACAGAUCGGGCUCUGUGUGAUAGUUGAGCUCUUCUUUGUGUGGCUUGUUUGUUGAAUGUUGUGUGUUUUUUCCUGAUGUGUUUGACAGGAGAAGAUUACAAAGGAGAUGAACUACAUUCUGUCCAACCAGGAUACAGUUCUGGGUCAGAUUACCCAGCUGGAGAGCUCCAUCACACAGACUGAGGUGAUUAAAACUUCGGGCCGACAAAAUGGAAAUAACACCAACUGGCAGCUUAACACUUUAAAAAAAAACUGAUGGAGAUUAUUGUUGGUUUAUUUGUACAAGAAUCUAUUAAAAAGAGCGAGCUUCUGUUUGACCAGACUUUGAAAAUUCCAUAAGAAGUUCAUUUAUACGAAGAGUUUGUUUAAAAAUUACUUAACGCAGUGUAACACAGCUGUUACCAUUGCUAAUGAUAGAUUAAUUUUACACGAAACAACUUAUACGAUAUGUUUUUAAAUCUUUCAUUCUUUUGUAUAAUAAUUAAUCCUCCUUUUGAAUAGUUUAUAAAGGAUUCAGGGCUUAUUAAGACUUAAGCUGGAGCUUUAGGUCACAGCUCAUGGUUUCAUUAGCUAGUUGUGUUUGCACAGUUGCCCUGGGGAAGUAUACAUAAAUAAUACCAAAUUCAUGUAACACAUACUUGAUAAAAAUUAGUGGCUGUUAAUACCAAAAUUUAGAGCUAGUUUUAGUAUAGUAUAAAUAUAGUGUAAUUCUAGAGAAAGAGGUAUAGUUGCAUUUGUAUAUAGUUGUAAAAAAUGCUAGUUUAUUUUAUUUUUUCGUUUACAAGUUGACAAGACAAAAACAAAUAUUUUUUUUAGACCACAAGAGAUUUAAUUAAAAACUAGCAGCACAUUAGUAUUAGUUUCUCAAUUUUUUAAAUAUUUCUCCCUUAUUUAUUGUCUUUUUAAAAUCUUUUUGUGUAUUUUGAACACUUCUCUGUCACAGUAAAUUACUCUCAACAACAGGCCUUUUGUAUCCCUGUAAAUUAAAGAUGUUGUCAGUUUGUACACCUGUGUGUUUCUAAACGCUGAAACCUGUCUCUGCUGUUUCUGUGUGUUAUCCUCACCAGGUAAAUAGUGUAUCAGCCCGAGAGCAGCUGGCUCAGAGCAUCAGAGAUCUGACGGCUGCUCUGGCUGAGCGCCACGCUUCGCUCACCCAGGCUCUAGAGGCAGCGCGGCAGAAACGAGGCGAGGCGCUGGCCGCCCAAGUGGCAGAGCGGCGGGGCUUGAUGGAACACGCGGGGCUCAUGGCGUUCACCCAGGAGCUGCUGAAGGAAACAGACCAGCCCUGUUUUGUACAGGCUGCUCGCCAGACUCAUAACAGGUCUACUGUUUGUUUUUCUCCUCAUUGCUCUCUGCCGUGAUUGAACAGACCUCAGGUUCUGUUUGCGUUUGCUGUAAUUUACAAUAAAAGCAGGUAUGCUAUCGUAAUUAAAUCUAAAGAAUAUUAAAGCUCCUGUGAGGAACUUUAAAUUGCGCCAUUUUUGUCUACAAUCACCACUGCAGCAUAUUUGUUCCCAAUGUGGACAUACAGCAUGACGCCAGCCUUAUCUGUUAAGAUGUCUGACACCUCUCCCUCCAUCGAUCUGUCUCACCCUCCCACAAUGUCAGUGGGAGUAGAAAAAGUACACAGUGGUCUCCUUCUAACAGUGCUCUGUCUGUUUUUACUUCCACAGGUUGAGCAAAGCCAUUGAUAAUCUGCAGCAUUUCACUCUGGCUGCUGAUCCGUCCUUCAGACACUUCCAGCUGGACGUCUCCAAAGAACUCAAACUUCUGACAGAUUUGAACUUCAUCCAGGGUGAGGAGGAGGAGGGAAGGAAUGGAAAGAAUGGGGAUGAUAACAUGAGGGAGCAUUAAAAGAGAAGUUGAAAGGAGAAGAAAGAGAGGAGGACAGAUGUGUUUGAUGGUUUUCAUAUCUCCUUUGAACCUUGACUAUUUAUGUAAACAGAGACACAGUGAAGUCAAACCCUGCUUUAUCAUCAACUGUGCUCCAAAUAAGACCAUAGUUUUCAAAAUGAGAGAUUUAAAGCCUGAAAUGAUCAGAAAAGUUUCACUAAGAUAUAAAUCCACUGUCAAUCCCUGUAACUGCUGUAAUGCCCCCUGCUGGCCAUAAAAAAGCAUGCAGGUCUUACCCUUGCAAUCCAAAAACCAUGUAAACUACGAUUUCAGAAUCACAGUAGUCAAGAAAAAUGACACAAGAUUUGUGUUUAAACUUUAAACUUGAUUUGACUGAAGAAUGUAAACUUUACUCUGAACCAUCCCAGCUCCCCAGGCUCCUGUGAUUGACACACAGCGUACCCUGGCCUACGACCAGCUCUUCCUGUGCUGGCGCCUCCCCCCAGAAUCCGCCCCAGCCUGGCACUUCUCUGUCGAGUAUCGCCGCCGAGGUGUGGUACCAGGAGGAGCAUCGAGAGGCGGGAUCAGAGGAGGAUUGUCCGCCGCCCGUUGGGGCUGGCAGCGACUGGAUGAAGUGAGUGGGAGCAGCGCAGUGAUCGACAGGCUGGAGAUGGACAGCGUGUACGUGCUGCGGGUGAGAGGCUGCAACAAGGCGGGCUACGGGGAGUACAGCGAGGAGGUGUACCUGCACACCCCGCCCGCUCCAGGUGAGAAACACAGAGGUGUGGGUCACUCCUGAUGGACAAGUACAGACUUUGGAAGAAUUCACCAGAACAACAGAGGUGAAUUAUAAUGUCAAAGGCGUUGGUUAUUAACUGUUCAAGUAGGUCUUUAGUUCACUUUUGCACACUUACUGGUGUGUGAGACAACACAGGCACCACUCAGGGUUAUAAAGAAAAUCAUAUAUACAUAUAUACAAGAAAUAGCCAACUAUGCACACAGGCCUUUCCAAUCCCACUGUUUUAGGCAAGCACAAGAAAGUGAGGCAUGUUUUUAGUGGGACAUAAAGGUAUUUAGAUAAGAUAGAAGAGAAAAGAAGAAAAAUGUAGGACGACUCUUACAAACAGGAUCAUGACGAGAAAUAACUAAUUAGAUUCUGUGUAAUGAAAAUGUGUCAGAGUCUGGAUCUUUUUGGCGUAAUCUGGGGCUGAAGAAAGACUGUUUUUGAAGUUAAGAGCUCUCAUUUAAAUCAAACAAUAUCAUUGUUUUAAAACCAAACCAAGACUCAACACUUGAUAAUUUCCAGAUCCUGAUAAUUAGCUUUUAACUCAGAUUCUUGUUGUGCUACUUCAAUCAGCGACAGUGUUAUUAGAGUUAUUAAAAAUCUCAUGUUAGUGACACAACACUCUGCUAACCAUCAUCUUCUCACACCUACUUUUUUUUCUGACACAUUAAAGCAUAAGGAUGUUGUCAUGGUCUGCUCUUAAUAAUUCAUUCUUUUGUUUCCUUUCUCAUCUUCCUUUUUUCCAUUUUUUUUUCACCUCUUCCACUUCUAACUCAUCUUCACUUUUCCUCCUCUCAAUUCUGCAUCUUCCUCUCACGGUUUAUUUCCAUUUCACAGCUUUGUACAUAUCAUCCUCUUCUGCGCUACCUCAACGCCGCCAACCUACAUGCCUCCCACAGAACGUAAGAAGUGCAUUCACAUCUCCUGACCACCUCUUUGGGCCUCCAUAGCACAUGAUAAUCUCUUCUCUUUUCUUCGUGGUCAUCCCAUGCAUCCCAUCUAUACACCCAUGACCCCUCUGUCUUUAACGAGAUCUGUCCGAGUGCUGAUGAGGUUUGCAGUUUGUUAAGACGCCGGGCUUAACAACAUGGAUCGCACCCAGAUCCAGGGCUUUAAACUGGUGGAGUUCAGUGAUUGGUUGAGUCCUUGUGUUCCUGUAGGCUGUUUUUUUCCCUCUGCUGUUGCGUAUGUUCUCCCUGUAAAAUGUACUUCCUUUGGAAAAAAUCUGCACUCCCCACAGACAGAGCUUUCUUUGUGAUACCUUCUGUAUUUUUAUCCCUGAGUCAUCAGUUUAUGGAUCAGUGUCCCUUAUUUCAUGCCAGUGCUGGUGGGAGGAGGUGCAUGCCUGCUCUCUAUUCCCCAUAGUCUCUCCUCUCUAUUUGUAUUCUCCUCGUUUCUCUUGUCCUAGCUGCCUCCUGACUGUAAUUCUGCUGCCUCCCAAACUUCUCCUUUUGCUUCUAUAAAGCUCCUUAUGUCUCUUUUGAAUGCACCAGUCUCUCUGUCUUCCCUCACAUCUUCCUCUCUUCCUUCCCUCUCCUCCUUUCCUCCUCUCCUCACAGUGCUUAACUUCUACCUGGACUCUCGCUGGGGUCUCCAUGCCGACCGGCUGGUGGUCAGUAAAGAGCAGCGCUGUGCUCGCAGCGUCCCUGGUCUCUCCCUGCUUCAGGCUGCUGACCACGCCCUCACGUCUUGUCACCUGACCUCAGAUCUCCUUGUGGGGGAUGUUGCUAUCACACAGGGAAGACACUACUGGGCAUGCUCAGUGGAACCAGGGUCUUACCUUGUGAAAGUAAGAAAAUUCUAUUGCACAAGUUUUACUUACUGAAUUAUACAAAAUGGGAUAUUUUCAGAUUGUUAGCUCUUGAAUUAAACUCUGAAAAGUAUGAUUUCUCAAGAGAUAGACUGAGCAAAAUAUAAAUGCAGAAUCAGGGAACUGAUUCACUGGAUUCCAGUGACGCGUCAUGAAGCCUAAUGAUGGUGGCUGACAUAUUUAUCUCCACCUAGCUUUCAAUUAUUUUGAAACCUGCAAAGAGGUGGAGCUCAGGCGGGCUGUAAGCCUCCUGGCACUCAGCUACAGAGAGCCCCCCUGCCAACCAACUGAGCCGAAUCUCUAAAUAUGCAAAGUUUUGUAAAACUAUUGGCCUUAAUAUAAGAAAAAAAGUUGAGUUAUUUUGAAAAAUCACCUCUCUCCAGUUUUAACCACCAAAGAAAUGAGCAAUCGAAAUCAAAACAACUUUUUGCACAAGGCUGCAAAUAUGCAACUAGCUGAUGGUUGAGUUUGGUCAUACUUGCUGGUAGACAUAAGAAAAACAACCAUCCUGCAAUUAUAUUUUAAAUAGAGAUGUUAGGGAAUCAUGAAAAGGAGUUGGAAAAAAAUGAACUUAAAUCCUAAGAAAAAGCAGCUUUGUUUGGAAAGUCUGGUUAAUGUCCCAAAUCUAGAAAGUGCAUGUCUAAUCACGAGUAUAGCUUCAUUUUGCAUGUGCGAUUACAAAGACUGCAGUGCUUUAAGUGUCCUCUUGAGGCAGGCUUCAAACUCACAGGAAGUUCCAUCGACACCCACAUAAAGAUGCCCGUCAUGAGGGCAAAAAUAAACAUGUUUACAUCCAAGUACACAGAUGGUUCUGGUUUGAACAGCUCUUUACUCGACUCAUACAGACUGACACUCUAUGGCUGUUAACUGGGAGGCUAAAGGUUGAGUGAGGUUGAGUCAGUGUCUGAUGGAGAGGCUCCAUCACUCAGAGACCUUUAGAGACCAAUGUGUGACAAAACUAAGACUAAGUCCAUGUUUUAUAUGGUCUGUGGUCUCCCCCAUAUUGAUUUAGGCGGUAAAGAACAGACUUGACCAUUUCAUACUAAUGCCUGUUGUCUAUGGUUUCGCUCAAAUCCAAUGUAACUGAGAGAAGAGAGCACUAAACCAGUUACUGAUGUGAAGAUUUUCAAUGAGUGAAUUACUUGUUUUCUCUUUUUUAAGGUUGGGGUUGGUUUGGAAUCAAAACUGCAGGAGUGGUUUCACCUUCCACAAGAUAUGGCAAGUCCGCGGUGAGUAGCUGGGAGAUUAAUUUGCUACUGUUGCACGUAAUCAGUGGUGGGAAAUCGCAUGUUUUUUUUUUCAUUUUGUGUGAAAAUAGGUUGAUGACUCAUAAUGUUUUCGUCCCUAUUUUUCAAACUGUGCCCUCUCUCCAGCUACGACCCCGACAGCGGCCAUGACAGUGGAGCAGAGGACGCUCUGGACUCAGCUCCUCCCUUCUGCUUCCUAACUAUGGGAAUGGGAAAGAUCUACCUGCCACAGCACAGCAACCACCACCACAACAACAACAACCACGGCAACGGUCCCCGUGACCCCAUCAGCAAUGGCCCCUCUUCGCCGACAGGUGUCACCUACCCGCUGCCACCGCGGCUUGGCGUGUGCCUGGACUUUGAGAAAGGUCGAGUCACCUUUUAUGAUGCCCACUCCCUGCGACCUUUGUGGGAGGGUCACGUGGAUUGCUCUGGUCCCGUGUGCCCGGCUUUCUGUUUCAUUGGUGGAGGGGCGCUGCAACUGCAGGAGCUGGUAGCCAAUCGUAAUGCAGACCAGACCCCAGUAAGGCGGGUGACCAUCCAACCACGUGUCUCUAAUUUGAAUAACAACUGA
Messenger RNA from Xyrichtys novacula (pearly razorfish), 11134 nucleotides. Lineage: Eukaryota; Metazoa; Chordata; Actinopteri; Labriformes; Labridae. The record is from the annotation of a GenBank genome assembly.